Molecule: messenger RNA, 892 nt
Organism: Lutzomyia longipalpis
Lineage: Eukaryota; Metazoa; Arthropoda; Insecta; Diptera; Psychodidae
Exons: 3
Coding region: 123-695 (190 amino acids)
Source: RefSeq, a predicted model, not a curated record
GAAGUUUUCACAAGCACAGCGAAAACAUCGUACUUCCCCGAGAGAGACAAAGUCAAUUUAGUUAUCGGUUGGUUGUUCACUGUUGAAGAACUCCCAAAGUCAAACAAAGCGAAAAUAUCAACAUGAGGUUGCAAAGGUGUUGCUGUUUUACCCUUCAAAGAGGAACAAUAAUUAUUGGUUGGUAUGGAGCUGUAGCCUCCGUUCUGGGACUUAUCCUGUCCAUUGUGGCACUCUUCAAGGAAGAUGAGAUUGUGGAUAAAAUUGCAGAAAAUCAACCACAGGAUAAGCCAAUUGACAAGGAAAUGAUAAGAAAGGCUCUGGAAAUCAUUGUGGGCAUUGUCAUUGUUUCCUGCGUUAUUGGACUCAUUGUGACGGCUCUCGUGAUUGUUGGGGCCAAGAGACGUCGCCCAGGACUGCUUCUACCCUGGAUCGUCAUUGGAGCGAUCAAGCUUAUUCUUGGCAUGACCUACAGCACGUCUCAGAUUUACAAUACCUUUUCUCAGGGCGUUGGAAUUGUUAUCCUGAACAUUCUCAUUGUCGUCUUGUCCUACGGAAUUACCAUCUACCUGUGGCUCGUCGUCUACUCCUUCUACAAGGAGCUACGACAGGAGAUUCUAGGAGAAGCUACAGCUUUAAUUUCAAACUCCCCACGAUCCGGUGGUGAUGGACUACCAAAUUAUACGCGUAUUGCUUAAGAAAACAAAAUGAAUUUUCUUCUUACAAUUUUAUUCACUACCUUUUAUUACUUAUACUUAAAUUAAAUUAUAGAAAUAAAACUUUAUAAACUCUGUUAGAGUGUGUGCAAAAUAUUAAAUGAAAUCUGACCGUUUUCAUUCAUUUUAAAGACUCCUUAAAGGAAUUUAAUUAAAUUAAAAUAAUAUAUAUAAAGCGA